UGUACGCUUGAGCCUAUCCACCCGAAUGGCAAGCAUUGUUUCCCUGACUGAAUAUUACUGCUGGCCUUCGCUUCCCAGACCUGCACUUGGAUCGCUGGAUCAAAGUCGGCCCUGUACUGACCCGGAUCAGUGUUGAUCCGCCAGCACUAGCACGAUUUAUUCUUGGUGCUGAUCCCCUCCAGAAACAAGGAGUCGAACAAGACGGGGGAGAAUAGAGGUAAUGAAGUCAGUUUCUCGCUAGAUAUUGAAGUAAAAUAAACUUGAAAAGAGUGGUGCAGUAGUCCCAGUAGAGUGACUGUGCUAUGUGUGUGUGACGUCCAGCUGACCUAAGUCCUUAUUCGUACAGGAUCGCAGACAGACUUUCGGCGCAGAAGACUUAGAAGGAGCCACUAAAUAAUGGAGGCUGCAGCAGCUUCGCGCAGGGAGCCGGGGACUAGCGACGAGAAGAUGGAACUAUUGGACAUUAGGAAAAAUACCAGACCGUGCAGGGGUCUGAAACGUCCCACUGAAAUUGGUCACUUCUCUCUGGAUGACCAGGGUGCCAUAUACAUGGACAGGCGAGAGGCUCGUCGCUGCGUGGAAGUUCCUGGUGGCGAUGUGAGAUCGCUAGCUUGGGAUUUGAACGAAGGAUUUGCUUACUUUCAAUGGAGAGACGAUGAGAACAGCAAGACAGAGCGACUCAAACCAAUCCUGGAAUGGAUCAUGGCAAACGAACAAGUACUGAAAAAGUAUCCAAGGGUGAACUUCGUCGUGCAACGAGGAGUGAUGACAGAUAUCCUGACUGCUCCAUACGAGAUGGAUAAUGAACUUGGCAAAGAGUCUCGUUUUAAAGUGUGCCGGUUUCAGAAUACCGUACACGUGUGUAGAGACAAGGAGUUUCAGUUCACUAGCUUUUCCAGUCAAGGUGAUCAGGAACAGCACCAAACCUACUGGGGGUACCGCUUCGAAGGCUAUAUCACAUCGCAUAUCGAACCAGAAGCGAACGAGCCCAGUCAGCCGAAUAACUCAGCUGGUUUCAACAGCGUCGUACUGACCGGCUUGGGAGAUCACACCUUCCUACUGGCUGCCGAGAUAGACGGUGAGUUGCGUGCAUCAGCUCAGGCACCACCUUUGAACUACGUUGAGCUGAAAACACAUCGGCAGCUGAUCGGUCCUACACACCGUCAGCAUUCAUUUCACCGCCACAAAAUGCUGCGAACGUGGGCCCAAAGCUAUGCUGCUGGUGUGCCAACUGCUAUGAUUGGGUUCCGAGAUGAAAGGGGCAUUGUGCUCAAUGUCAAAAGCUACCAAGUUGCAGAUCUGCCUGGCAUGUGCAAGAACUACUGGAGUAGUUCUGUGUGCCUGAAUUUCGCACAGGACUUCUUUGACUGGCUGUCGAAAUGCAUUGAGGAGACUGACCCUCUGCAGGUGCAGUAUGAAGUCACAUUUCAGCCAGAGCUGAAGAGGAUGACCCUAUGCAGGGUUGAGCUAAGUGACACUGGUCAGGCAAUUCUUACUCCGUCGUUUGUGGACGAAAUGACAGUAGCUGCCGGCGGAGCCAAAUGACUGGAGUAUGACCACAGCAUAAUCACUUGCACGGCGGGUCACAGCUGGUGUGCGGCCAGGAAUACCCAGGUUGCAUGACGGAGGCUUUCAUCUUUUUUUGCUAGUCUUGCUCUAUUUGGCUCACCAGUGUGUGUGCCUUGAUUCGGGCCUUAGACUGAUAAAGGCUCAAGGCAUAUGCAUACAAGUGUGUGGCCGUUUGCAUGCAGCUCUGCUGAGACAAGAACGUAGCCGAGUUAUUCAUUAUUAGAUAGACAGAGGUAGUGUAGUCAAAUUAAUGCUGAUUGUCCGCGACGUUUGUCCACGGCCAGGGGCCAUUUUGUCACAUUCUACCCAUCGACGUCUCUGCAUGACGUUCUCAGAGGCGUUGGACACACUAUGGUCACUACGGUCUUGACUGUACCACUAUUUGCCGCGGGUACCCCCGUGAAUCCAUAAAAAUGCCCUGGUUUGGGCUCUAAAUUUUUCAUCAAAAAACCCGCUUCCUCUACCUCGAGUAUACCUCAGAUGGCGAGCAUAUAGCUUUCUUUUCUUUUCUUACCUUCUUUCCCUUGCUUGGCAGCCCCAUCAUCCACAUAAUCAUUUCUAUGAUUUCCAGCAUUUAACAUAAAUGCAUACAUGGCAAGGUACUUUCGGGCCGAGUUUAAAUCUGGCUUUGGAAAUUUUAUUUUCAAUGCUAUCAGGUUCGGCUUCAUUUUUUCUGUGCUGCGCUGAGGAGUUCACAAAGAACGAAACAGCAUGCUGUCUGCAGAUUGAGUACAUGCAUACAAUCAUGUACAGUGUAUUUUUACUUCUCAACAUGUCUCUUUUAGAGGCGGAGCAACUUUCUUCAGACAGAGCGCACUGGGUCGAAGUUGUCAACAGAUGCAUGACCUCCAUUAAAAUGAUUUGUUUUUUUCAUUAAUUUUGAGCUACAUGUACAUGCACAUGUGUGCGGUGGUAUGUCUAUUAUACAUUGCCUGCAUAGCACUAAACAUAUUCGCAUACAUGUAUGCAUACAUUGCCUGCAGAGCAUUUAUCAUACAUGCAUUUAUUGCAUUGCAUAGUCAUUGCCUGCUCUCUCCCAUGUUCAUUAAUUCUCAUAAUAAUAAUAUCCCAUAACUCCCA
Sycon ciliatum is the source of this 2649-nucleotide messenger RNA. RefSeq lists its product as uncharacterized. Gene Ontology annotation, molecular function: mRNA 5'-diphosphatase activity. The coding region runs from base 397 to 1545 and encodes 382 amino acids. Gene Ontology annotation, biological process: nuclear-transcribed mRNA catabolic process; NAD-cap decapping. The record is from RefSeq and is a predicted model, not a curated record. Gene Ontology annotation, cellular component: cytosol; nucleus. The transcript has a single exon. NCBI's taxonomy places the organism in Eukaryota, Metazoa, Porifera, Calcarea, Leucosolenida, Sycettidae.